Messenger RNA from Anopheles maculipalpis, 1263 nucleotides. RefSeq lists its product as uncharacterized. Bases 1 to 1263 code for a protein of 420 amino acids. NCBI's taxonomy places the organism in Eukaryota, Metazoa, Arthropoda, Insecta, Diptera, Culicidae. The record is from RefSeq and is a predicted model, not a curated record. The transcript has 2 exons.
AUGGUGACCGUCGGUAGUGUUGCGAUGAGCCGGCUGCUGCUAGCAGCCGUGCUGUUUGUACGCGUCUCGUACGCCGAAUGGGUCGAGAUUCCGCAUCUAAAACCGUCGUCGUCCAUUAGCAGCAGCAGCAGCAGCAGCACCACAAUCAAACCAAUCACACCAUCGAUCAACACCGGCGGGCAUGGUGCCGCCGUGGCCCACUCGCACCGUCUACUAUCACACUUGGCGGACGAGCGGGAUGCGGGUGACCGUUGGUCACACCAGCACCGUUCGCCCGUCCGAUGGCACCACCGUCCUGUAAGCGAUCUGCUCGAUUACGAUCGUCCGACCAAACGUGUAUCAUCGCCGUGGAUUACGGGCGAUCCGGACACGCCGGUAGCCCUGGUAAACGUAACCAGCAAGGUGGAGGAGAUGGAGGAGACAAGCGAAGCAGAAGCUUCCGCCGAACGGGACGAACAACAGUUUCCGGUGGUGCAAACGGAGCUGCUGCCGUUCGGCAAUCGGUACGAGGAAGAAUCGAUCGAAACGGGUACGGCAGCCGAUGGUUCGAAAGCGAUCCGUCUACCGGUACACCAUUUUGACGAUUUCGACGAUUACGAUGAGCGAUUGUUCGGGCCGCAAACCAACGCCCCUCCGGCCAGUGAGGAGACAGACUACACGGAGGAAGCGGAAGAUGAUGAUAAGGGCAACGAAACGGUGGAAGAAGCGGAGCAGGAGGAGGACCAUUUCAUGCAGCAUACGCCGCCACCUAACCGGAAGGCUCAACUGCGUCCACAGCAACCGACCGGAUUCGGUGGAUUUAUUGAAUUUUUACGCCGAAUGCAGGCCAGCUUCGUACAGCGCACGGCACACAGCAUCGGGGACAAGAUCCGUACGCUUGCCGGCAUGCGUGACCAGCUGCUUAGCACCAUUGAGCGACGUAUCGCCUCGCUGUGGGUAGGAAGCAGGCCGACACCGAUGGCGGCGGGACGACGCGUUAAGCGCGGCUGGAUGGAACCGCACGGCGGUGACACGGAUGCGAUGGAUUUCCCGUCCGCCGAGGGUGCACUGCUGACGAUCUCCUUCCUUACGUUCGCCGUGUUUCUGAUCAAGCUCGUGCUGCAGGUGAUCAACACGAUCAAGGCGAAACACUACACGUACAGCACGUUCGCAGCGGCCACACCCGUGUCGGGUGGUUUGCUGGUAAAGCGGACCCGACGCCACCUCGAGCCGCGAGACAUUCAGGCAAUUCUAGGCACUGUCGAUGGCUAUCGGCCGGUUUAG